AUGCCCUCCACUCCAACCUAUUGCGACGCCCAUACCCACCUGGACCAGUACGUGCCGGAAGAGAUACCCGGCAUCCUGGAACGGGCCGGCGAAGUCGGGGUUGGUUACAUCCUGCUGGCCGGCACCACGAUCGAGUCGACGGAGCGGUGCAUCGCGCUGGCAGAUGAGCACCCCAUGUUCUACGCCGGGGUGGGAAUUCACCCGAUGCAGGCCGACGAUCCCGUCGAUGACGACGCUUACGGCCGGCUGGAAUCCCUGGCCCGCAACAACCCGCGCGUCGUGUGCAUUUCGGAGGUUGGCCUGGACUACCUGCCCACUUCCCCUGACCACGAGGUUCAGGAUCAGGUGUUUCGGGCGCAUAUCCACCUCGCCAAGAGCCUGGGGCUGCCGAUCAUCUUUCAUUCCAGGGAGUCCCACCCAGCCGUGUUCAAGGUGCUGCGCGAGGAAAACGCCGGCCAGGUGGGCGGCGCCAUGCACUACUUCCAGGGCGACGCUGAAACGGCGCGCGAGGCCAUCGACUGCGGCUUCUUCAUCUCCUUGGCGCGCCCCUUGACUCGGCUGCAGGAAUUGCGCGAGGUCGCCCGCGACAUCCCGCUGGAGAACAUCGUUCUGGAAACCGACGCCUACCCCCAGCCGUUCAAGAAGUACCGCCACAACUGGACCGAGCCCCGGCACCUGGCCGACGUGGCCCAGUGCCUGGCCACGGUCAAAGGCAUUUCAGUGGAGCAGGUGGCGGAGGUGACGACCGCCAACCUGAGCCGGCUGCUGGGCAUCGAGACCCCGACCGCGCCCGGGUCAUCCAGCCGGGUGGUUUAG
Molecule: messenger RNA, 816 nt
Organism: Geodia barretti
Lineage: Eukaryota; Metazoa; Porifera; Demospongiae; Tetractinellida; Geodiidae
Source: the annotation of a GenBank genome assembly